Molecule: messenger RNA, 2127 nt
Organism: Oncorhynchus tshawytscha (Chinook salmon)
Lineage: Eukaryota; Metazoa; Chordata; Actinopteri; Salmoniformes; Salmonidae
Gene: cep57l1
Product: centrosomal protein 57, like 1
Exons: 11
Coding region: 222-1673 (483 amino acids)
Cellular component (GO): centrosome
Molecular function (GO): microtubule binding; gamma-tubulin binding; identical protein binding
Source: RefSeq, a predicted model, not a curated record
AACUGUGCGCAGAGAACCCACUGCGCAGGCUGAACCAGAGAGCGGUAAAAGGAAGAGUGUAGGAGGGAAAUGUUAAUUGUAAAAACUACCUGCUGUCAUCGUUUGGAAGUUUAGCCAUCCAAAGUCAACAAAUCGGAACCAGAUAAAUAAUACAUGUAAUACAUAAUACAUAAUACAUAUAUUUGUAUUUUAUUUCGAGUGUAUUUUUUCUACUAUUACAUAUGGAGGCUUAUCAAGAUCAGUUGCUGGACUCCCCUUCCAAAAAUAGUUACAUAGGGAGCUACUACCAGCCUCCAGAUAGGCUGUCACCUCCUUCAUAUGUCUGGGAAGCCCCUGCACCCCUUACCAAGACGGUCAUGAACUUGCAGAACAUCACUCCGCAGGUGUAUCGGACUACGCCUGAUGCUGGCAGCAAAGCAGUCAUUGCUGCUCUCAAGACCCUCCAGGAGAAGAUCCGUCGUCUGGAGCUGGAAAGGAAGCAGGCUGAGAAGAACGUCAAACAGUUCUCCCAGGCAGCCCAUGGAUAUGAGUGCUCCAUCACUCCAUGCAACACUACAGAAGUAGAUGGCUCCAGAAAGAAAGAGCGGGUCACUCCGCUUCAGUCUGCGGAAGCUCGCUGUCAGCUCCUUGAGAAGCAGCUGGACUACAUGAGGAAGAUGGUGGAGAAUGCAGAGAAGGACAAGAACACUCUGACUGAGAAACAGUUGUCCCUUCAAAAGCAGAAGCAUGCCCACACUCCGCUGGAGAAGCUGGAGAAACUGGAGAGGGACUGUCUGAAACUGUCCAAGACACAGUCUGUGGCUGAGAGGAAAAUUGAGCUGCUGGAACAGAAACUCCUGGAAGAGGAACACGAGCGGAAACUUGUGCAGGAGAAAGCAGAUGAGCUGCAGAGGGAGCUGGAGACCAACCUCCGCCUGUGUCCUGCAGUCCCGGAUGAGGUUAAACCAAAGAAGAAGUCCAAGAAUGCCUUCAAGAAAACGAGUUUGGUGCGGCAAGAGGUCCCAGCACCACCAUGUUUCCCCAAAAAUAAACUGCCCUUCGUAGCUGGAACAUCGACAAGCCCCAGCCACUCGGUGCAUGCUAACAUGCAGAGUGUCCUCCACAUGAUGAAGCACCACCAGCCCCACCUGUGUGAGCGGGUGCGUUCCCUGCGCAGGUCUGGCUCCGCUGGGGCCAGGAGAGCCCUCCAUAGGGCCCCAUCCACCUCCACCUCUCCCCCUGGACCGGCAGAUCCUGCUCUGGGCUCUCUGUCUGAGCUACUGCUGGCACUGCAGGACGAACUGGGACAGAUGAGCUUUGAGCACCAAGAGCUGGUUUGUCAAAUGGAUGAGACGCGGCGUCGGGACACCAGGGAGGACCUGGAGAGGGAGCUAGAGCUGCUGGUCAAGAGGAUGGAGGAGAAGGGAUCUCAGAUCACCAAGCUCCGCAAACACCAGCAGACUGUGGACAAACUUACACAGAACCCCCAGAAACCUCGUCGGCGGGCGACAAGUGAGGAUGGCAGGGCUAAGGGGGGAAGUGGGGUGAGAUCCUUGCCCCCCUCUCCAGUUAAAACCACCUCACGGGGGGGUAAGAGAACUGGGGUGGGUCAGGAGGAGAACCUCCAGCUGCUCAGAGAGACCCAGAGACUCUGCACUAGCCUAAAGAAAGAUGACAUCACCUGGGAGACAUAACUAGGGCAGCAUGUAUUAGAGCUGGAUCUGAAGGACCCCUCUGUACAGGUUCAUCUCAAACCAUACUGGAUUAUAUACAAAUUAUGACCAAUGGGCGAUGGAGAUGAAAGCCUGCAUACAUAGGGGUCCUUCAGGACUGACUUCGGGGGCCACAGAAGCAAAGCAUUGUGGAUCCCCCAUUGUGGUUUUCAGCUUCUGCAUUGUCAGAUGUUUUCUAAACAGAUAUUUAUGACCAAUGAAUGUCUCACCUUGAAGAAUAAACAUUUUAUAUCCAAGAGUUUUCUCUCUUGCAAGCUUUGAAGUGAUGCGUUGGGACAUAUUUUAUUUCAAUUAUAUUAUUGUAUUUGAAGUUACUUUUUAUUUCUUGUAUUUGUUAUGCAUGUUUGUUUUGUUAUACACAUUGUACAUGUACAACAAUAGUCAUGUUUUUGUCUAAUAAACACUUAAUAUAACA